ACGAAAUGUUGCUUCGCUGUGGUGCCGAGGCUUCUGCUUGGGUAGUUUCGUGGCGCAACGAACGGAAGGAGAUUGACCGGAUCGAGAAGGGAAGGAGGCGAAAGAGGCGAGGGCACGGCCUGUCGUGAUGCAGCAUCUGCAGCACCAACCGAGAUCGGGAGCGUCGGCGGCUCCUAGGCGGAGGUGCGAGGGCACGGCCAUGGGCGCCAUCACCCUUGACCUUCGCCCGGGCCUUGGCAUCGGGCCCUUUACCCUUGGCAUGCCUUUGCAUGAAGCAAUUGCCCAGUUGGAACUUCAACGUAAUAUUUAUGAUGACAUCUAUGCGAAGUAUUGUGAUGAGGAACCCCUGAACAUGGACAUUGUCAUUAGCUUUCCUGAUCAUGGUUUUCAUAUUCGUUUUGAUCCUUGGUCACAGAGGCUACGUCUUAUUGAAGUGUAUGAUGUCAAACGGUUGCAAAUGCGAUAUGCGAUGUCUCUGAUUGGUGGCCCUUCUACACUUGCUACUUUUGUAGCAGUAUAUACACUUUUUGGACCUACAUUUCCUGGAACUUAUGACAAAGAUAGAGGGACAUACACCUUAUUUUACCCAGGAUUGUCCUUUGCUUUUCCUAUCCCUAGCCAAUAUGCAUAUUGCUGCCAGAAUGCAGAAGUUUCAACUGAGUUGCCUCUUGAAUUUCCUGAUGGAACAACUCCAGUAGCAUGCCGGGUUUGCAUAUAUGAUGGUUCUUCAGAUAGUAAGGUUGGUGUAGGAUCACUUUUAGACCAAGCUAUAGUCCCUCCAUUGCCUGCUGGCAGUCUAUACAUGGAAGAAGUGCACGCUAAGCUUGGAGAGGAAUUAUGGUUCACUGUUGGAGGUCAGCAUAUUCCUUUUGGUGCAUCACCACAGGAUAUCUGGACUGAGCUUGGACCUCCUUGUGGAAUCUAUCAGAAGCAGGUCGAUCAGAUGGUGAUUCACUCAGCUUCUGAUCCUCGGCCAAGGACCACUCUUUGCGGUGAUUACUUCUACAAUUACUUCUCUCGUGGUCUGGACAUAUUAUUUGAUGGACAGACUCACAGAAUCAAGAAGUUUGUUUUGCAUACAAAUUUCCCUGGGCAUUCCGACUUUGAUUCUUAUAUGAAAUGCAACUUUGUUAUCUAUGAUUCUGAUGUUGAAGGUACAAUUCAAAUUGGAAAGAUGACUAAAAACUGUAUUACAUCUAGUACAAAGUGGGAACAAAUAAAGGAGAUUCUCGGAGAUAGUGGCCCGGCCGCAAUCCAGACUCAGGGUUCAAUGAACAGCCCAUUUGGAUCAACUUUUGUCUAUGGAUACCCAAAUGUUGCUUUUGAGAUCAUGAAGAACGGGCAUAUAGCUACUGUUACUCUCUUCAGAUCUUAAGUAAGAUCUUGUGAUUGUUUUACAGGGUGUGGGACGUUUGCAAAUGCUCAUAAGUUAUGAUUUGUAGAUUGUUGUAAAUAAGAUUCAAUUAUUUUGGUGGAAGAAUGGGAAUGAACAAAGAAGUGGAAGGGGUCCUAGUUUGGUUAGGAUAAUGCAUUCCAUGGGGCUCUCACAUGUUCAUGUUCAUGUUCAAUUAAAAAUCUAACAUUUAUCAAGUUCUACUGAAAUAAAGUUUAAGUUAUCUGAUAGGAGAA
Zingiber officinale is the source of this 1629-nucleotide messenger RNA. RefSeq names its product PHAF1 protein At3g51130-like. Bases 128 to 1375 code for a protein of 415 amino acids. The transcript has 15 exons. The record is from RefSeq and is a predicted model, not a curated record. Lineage: Eukaryota; Viridiplantae; Streptophyta; Magnoliopsida; Zingiberales; Zingiberaceae.